UAUUAGCUAGGAUAGAGAUGAAACUAGAAAGAACUAAGGAAAUCAAGGCAGAGGUGAUCAUGGGGACGGAGAGCACCCCAGAGAAGGUGAAGCUGCUACUAGGGGUGCUGGUGCUGCAAUGCUGCUUGGCAGGGUUCCAUGUGGUGACCCGGGCAGCUCUCAACAUGGGCAUCAGCAAGAUAGUCUUCACCGUCUACCGCAACUCCAUCGCCUUGGCUCUUCUCGCGCCUUUUGCCUAUAUGCUCGAGAAGAAGAAUAGACCACCCCUGACCUUCUCUUUGCUGGUCCAGUUCUUCUUUCUUGCCUUCUGUGGAAUUACCUGCAACCAGGGAUUUUAUCUUCUUGGUUUGCACUACCUCUCCCCAACAUAUGCUUCUGCUAUCCAAAAUACUGUCCCUGCGAUCACCUUUGUGCUUGCUGCUUGCCUAAGGCUUGAACAAGUAAAUAUCAACAAAAGAUAUGGGAUGGCGAAAGUGAUCGGCACAGUAGUAAGCAUAGGAGGAGCCACCAUCAUCACCCUCUACAAGGGAAUGCCACUGAUGAACUUAAAGUUAUCUCAUAUGUUGGGAGGCAGCUUUGCUUCUCCAAAUCAUGUACUGAAUUGGACAGUGGGCUGUCUCUUCCUCCUCGGCAAUUGCUUUGCCUGGUCUGGAUGGAUGGUACUUCAGGCCCCGGUUUUGAAGAGAUACCCAGCCAGGUUGUCAGUGCUUGCCCUCACGCUGGUAUUUGGGCUGGUCCAACUCUUGGCUAUAGCAGCAUUCUGUGAGAAUGACAGCGAGAAGUGGAAGCUGCACUCCGGAGGAGAGCUCUUCACAAUCCUCUACGCUGGUCUAGUGGCUUCAGGAGUUGCAUUAUCUCUUCAGAUCUGGUGCAUUGACAGGGGUGGUGCUCUCUUCACAGCCAUCUUCCAGCCAGUACAAACCGUCAUGGUGGCUAUCAUGUCUGCUGUCAUUCUUGGAGAUGAACUAUAUACAGGAGGGAUCAUAGGAGCUGUCCUCAUAGUUAUUGGGCUUUACUUUGUCUUGUGGGGUAAAAACGAGGAGAAGAGAAGCAGUAAUAACCAAGGAAAUGAAUCAGACUUGUCAAGGCAUCUCCUUCGCGACGGGUCCUCUCCACAAGCGAAAUCAGUGACAAAUGAGAUUCCAUAAGACCAGCAGCUGGCACUACUAUUGUAAUUACAUCAUGCUUAUAUGAAAGGUGCAUCUAAAAAGAAAUAUGAAAUAUGCAACGUCAUGCAAGUCUGUAUAGGUACCAGUGUUAGUUAGGAACGUUUGUAUUUCUUUGGUUUGGCCUUUUUUUUGUUCCUCAGAUUGCAAUCAAGGAGUGUAUUGUGACAAAAAAAAAUUCAUCAGUCCAUCCUUCUCAAUAGGGAGUGAUGAGGUUGGUAAUG
Molecule: messenger RNA, 1390 nt
Organism: Panicum hallii
Lineage: Eukaryota; Viridiplantae; Streptophyta; Magnoliopsida; Poales; Poaceae
Product: protein WALLS ARE THIN 1-like
Exons: 7
Coding region: 18-1148 (376 amino acids)
Cellular component (GO): plasma membrane
Molecular function (GO): transmembrane transporter activity
Source: RefSeq, a predicted model, not a curated record